AUGGUCCAACCGGAGGAUGAGCUGCCAUUGAAAGCCUCUCCGAGCUUCAGUCUCGGGCAGGAAGAAGCGGCAGCUGCUUUGGAAGACUUCGAUACGCAAAGCCACACAAGUUCCCGCGAUCCCGGUAGCACACAACCCGCCGACCCCGCGCUAGCCGACACUGCACUAGACGUCCACCGUGACGAUAACGCCGACCCGUCCAAUUUCGACGAUGGCGAUAAGCCCGCCUGGAGCGAAAUGAAAACCAAGGCCGGUAAGGAAAGGAAGCGCUUGCCGCUGGCUUGCAUCGCAUGUCGCCGCAAGAAAAUUCGCUGCUCCGGCGAGAAGCCGGCAUGCAAGCAUUGCACUCGGUCGAGGAUUCCGUGUGUUUAUAAGGUCACUACGAGAAAGGCGGCGCCCCGCACCGAUUACAUGGCCAUGCUGGACAAGCGAUUGAAGAGGAUGGAAGAUCGCGUGAUCAAAACGAUACCCAAGGAGGAAACGAAAGAUAUGGCCUCCAUCGGUAGAUCGACCGUGAAGCCCUCGGCCGUAGCCCAGCCGUCCAAGGCGCAGAAGAAGCGAAGUGCAGAUGAGGCAUUUGCAGCAGAAAUGGACGGCUGGACCCGUGGGGACCAGAGGGCGCCCCAAGACACGUUCCCCAUGAAUCGCGAAAUCAAAUCCAAUGAUGGGAGUGGACUUCUGACCGAGGGAGCCGAGUUUCUGCCCUCAUUGGAGAUUCAAGAGCACCUUGCGGAGGUGUUCUUUGAUUGCGUUUAUGGGCAGUCUUAUCUCCUACUACACAAGCCUAGCUUCAUGCGGCGUCUCAAAGCAGGCACAAUACCCCCUGUCUUGAUUCUAGCCGUUUGUGCCGUAUCUGCGCGAUUCUCCACCCACCCUUUGCUCAAUUCGGAGCCGCAAUUUUUACGCGGUGAGAACUGGGCCAAUCCUGCUGCGGCUAUUGCCUUAAGUCGACACGAUGAACCGAACAUCACUAUCUUAACGGUUUUCCUGCUUCUUGGUCUCCAUGAAUUUGGAACCUGUCAUGGUGGACGAAGCUGGUCUUUUGGAGGCCAAGCAUUAAGAAUGGCAUAUGCCUUGCAGCUCCACCAAGAACUUGAUCAAGACCCUCUCCUGAGCCAGAAAACCGGCAACGGCUCACAGCUGAGCUUCACUGACCAGGAAAUUCGCCGGCGCACCAUGUGGGCAUGCUAUCUGAUGGAUCGCUAUAACUCGUCGGGCAGUCAGCGGCCACCAAUCGGAAACGAAAAGUUCCUACAAAUCCAGCUUCCUAUCCAAGAAACCCACUUUCAGAUGGAGAUUCCGGGUCCCACGGAAGACUUGGAUGGUGAUAUUCUCAACCCUACACCUGAGGAUUCGGGGCAGCUAUCUAAUGCUAGGGACAACAUGGGUGUUUCAGCGUACAUCAUCCGGGCAAUCGUGAUUUGGGGUCGCAUUGUUGACUAUUUAAAUCUCGGUGGUAAAAGGAAAGACUCACAUCCACUUUGGCAUCCAGAGUCAGGCUACAGUCGGCUCAAAGGGCAAAUCGAAGAAUUCUCGGCCACUCUUCCCACCCCUAUGACAUUCACCUACGAAAAUUUGCAGAUCCAUGCAGCCGAGAAGAUUGCGAAUCAGUUUUUGUUUUUGCAUAUCAUCAUGCAUCAAAACAUGCUAUUCCUGAAUCAGUUUGCCAUUCCCUUGUCACCUGGGGGACGUCCACCGAGAGAUAUGCCCAAGCCUUUCCUCAGCAACGCAGGUCGAGCUGCUGUGGAAGCAGCGCAUCACAUCUCUGUGCUUUUCGACCGGGCUUCCGCUUAUCCCCUCACUGUUCCAUUUGCUGGAUACUGUGCCUACUCUGCUAGCACAGUCCAUAUCUGGGGUAUUUUCUCAAAGAACCCACAGUUAGAGGCACGUUCCAAGGAAAGUCUCCGUCAUACGUACCGCUACCUUAACAAAAUGAAGAAGUAUUGGGGGAUGUUCCACUACAUGGUUGAGAGUGCCAAAGAUCGAUAUCGACAAUUCGCUGAUGCAGCUAUCAAGGGCUCUGUGGCUGUUCAGAAUGGCACUUCACUGGCACCAAUGUUCCAAUAUGGGGACUGGUUCGCCAAGUAUCCCCAUGGUGUGUCAAGGGUGCACUGGGAGGACCCCGACACCCGACACAAGGAGACGGGUGAGGACGCAGUGAUGGGUCAGAAACCCGACCUUCAAAGCGUUGAAGACUUCUUCGCAAGCCUCUCCCCCACGCCUCAGUCAAGCGUACCACGCAACUCUCGGCCUCGCAGGAAUAGUAAAUUAUCAGACGGCGUUUCAAGCAUGGAACAAACCUCGCCACAGUCAAUGAUGGAAGUCACAAUGGGGAACACACCAGGUGUCCCAGGCAGUGCAUUCCCCCAAGCAUCUACCUUCCACCAAAACCGGCAAAUGCCCUUUGGUCAGCCACCAUUUGACUUCACAAUUCCAACCGACCAACUCCCACAACUGGACCGACAAUUCGUCUAUGGCUCGUUCUCUGAAUUCGACCCCACCUCAUUUGUCCCAAACAACCCUUCCAUUCCACAAGUCAACGGUGCUGAAGUGCCGAACCCCGGGCAAGAAUCCGACCAAUCUCUUUUCACCGGCCAACUAGACCCAGGUGCUCCCGCUGGGACAGGCGAAUUCUACCAGCCCAGCGCAUGGUUCCUCCCCUUCAACCUCGAUCCCGUCGGUGUCAAUCCACCGCCCCAAGCCCCUCCCCCUGUCCCAGGGCCUAGCAACGGGAAUCCCGCUCCGCCCGACAUGCCCCCCGUACCAGAGUUUGGCGCGGGGGGUAUGCCAUUGAGUGCAUAUGAUCUUGGACUCGGGCAAGGUCCACGGCAGUAA
Penicillium salamii is the source of this 2835-nucleotide messenger RNA. The record is from the annotation of a GenBank genome assembly. Lineage: Eukaryota; Fungi; Ascomycota; Eurotiomycetes; Eurotiales; Aspergillaceae.